Messenger RNA from Parathielavia appendiculata, 1354 nucleotides. RefSeq lists its product as uncharacterized. Bases 1 to 1062 code for a protein of 353 amino acids. Gene Ontology annotation, molecular function: hydroxymethylglutaryl-CoA synthase activity. The record is from RefSeq and is a predicted model, not a curated record. Lineage: Eukaryota; Fungi; Ascomycota; Sordariomycetes; Sordariales; Chaetomiaceae. Gene Ontology annotation, biological process: acetyl-CoA metabolic process; ergosterol biosynthetic process. The transcript has 8 exons.
AUGGAGAUCCAUGUCCCGGCACAUUGCCUGGACCGGUCGUUUUUCGUCAAGCACCAAGGCGUAUCUCCGGGCAUAUACACUGUUGGACUGGGUCUCAAGUACAUGAGUUACUGUACCGACAGAGAAGAUGUCUGCUCCCUAGCGCUGACGGCUGCCUCUUCGCUGCUUCGCAAGUCCAACAUCGAACCCAGGUCCAUUGGCCACCUCAAGGUAGGCACCGAGUUGCCCAUCGACAAGGCCAAGUCAGUCAAGUCGGUACUCACAACCUUGUUUGCACACCCGGGCAACAAGAGCAUGGAAGGCAUCGACACGAUUCGCGCAUGCUACGGCGGAACCAAAACGCCCUGUUCAACGCCGCCAACUGGGUCGAAUCUCGCUCGUGGGACGGUCAAGAUGCCAUCAUCCCCACCUCGGGCAUUGCCAUCUACAAUCAGCAUGCUUCGCGCCCGCCGGCGGUGCUGGCGCCUCCCUUGCGGCUACACCAGCACCCUGGACGAAUGCCACAAGAACCUUCUACAACGUCUCGAGACUGCCAGAAACAAGUCCGUCCUCGACCUCUUCAGCUACAUGGCCUUCCACUCGCCCAACUGCAAGCUUGUUAGCAAGUCCUACGGCCGGCUCCAAUACAACGACUGCCUCGCAUCAUACCCCAACAACGACAACGACGCCGCUCGCUGCGGAAGCAAGGAGCUGGAAAAAGUGCUCGUGGCGCUGACGCGAGACCGAUUCCGCGAGCGGGUCGAGCCGUGCAUCGCGGCGACGUCGCGCUGCGGCAACAUGUACACCAGCAGCCUGUACUGCUCGCUAAGGACACUCUUCCUUUUUUUGCCCAUCAGCCUCAUCAGUAACAUCGACCUGGCCGCGGCACGGGGCAAGACGAUUGGCUUGUUCAGCUACGGCAGCGGCACGCUAGCGCGCCGUUUAGCUUGCGCGCUCCGAGCCAAGGCAUAUGGCGCAAAUAUUUUCAAGCCGGCUGGCGACACCGCCUCGCUGCUGCCUGGGACGUUCUAUCUGGAGACCAUCGACGACGAGUACAGGCGGACUUAUGUCAUCAAGCAGUAAUGGGUGAAAGACGCUAACCAUGACAAAGUAGAGAACCGGCGGAGGAAGCGUUACUGCUUUACGGAUAGACAUUUGGCAACGAGAUGUGUGGAACUGAGGCGCCGAAGUGCCAGGAGACGCGGCAAAGACGGGACGGGCACUAACUUAACAGUAAACGCUCAGUCACCCGAAGCCCCCUUCAAAACCCCACCAGAUCCGACAAGAUGAAUCCAGGACCGGUGGGUUCCCACUGCGAUGUGGUGUGGUGACCGCGAAGGUGUUACAGAGUGUUUGCUAGCGUCAUUGAGGGGAG